Sorex fumeus (smoky shrew) is the source of this 712-nucleotide messenger RNA. RefSeq names its product SUB1 regulator of transcription (gene SUB1). Gene Ontology annotation, molecular function: DNA binding; transcription coactivator activity. The record is from RefSeq and is a predicted model, not a curated record. Bases 86 to 466 code for a protein of 126 amino acids. Gene Ontology annotation, biological process: positive regulation of transcription initiation by RNA polymerase II. NCBI's taxonomy places the organism in Eukaryota, Metazoa, Chordata, Mammalia, Eulipotyphla, Soricidae. The transcript has 5 exons. Gene Ontology annotation, cellular component: transcription regulator complex; nucleus.
GGCGCCUCUUGGCCGCCGUCACUUCCGGUUCUCUGUCAUUCGCGAGCGAGCAGGCUGCGAGCGGGUCGGCUGCCUUCGCGGAGCAAUGCCUAAGUCAAAGGAACUUGUUUCUUCAAGCUCUUCUGGCAGUGACUCUGACAGUGAAGUAGACAAAAAGUUGAAGAGGAAAAAGCAAGUUACUCCAGAAAAACCCGUGAAAAAGCAAAAGACUGGGGAAACUUCCCGUGCCCUGGCCUCGUCCAAGCAGAGCAGUAGCAGAGAUGACAACAUGUUCCAGAUUGGGAAAAUGCGGUACGUGAGUGUUCGGGACUUCAAAGGCAAAGUCCUCAUUGACAUUAGAGAAUAUUGGAUGGAUACAGAAGGUGAAAUGAAGCCUGGACGGAAAGGAAUUUCUUUAAAUCCUGAGCAGUGGAGCCAGCUGAAGGAACAGAUUGCCGACAUUGACGAUGCAGUAAGGAAACUGUAACCCCAGAGCCAUACAGCGCCUGUACUGUUCUAGUUGUUUUGAUCUGUCUUUCUACAUUGGCUUUUGUUUUCUAAAUGUUGUUUUCCAAGCGAUUGUAUAUUUGGAUUGCAGAAUAAUUUGUAAGAUGAAGACUUUUUUUUUUAACGUACAUUAUUAAAAUGUUCUGAGUGAAGCCCACUGUCACCUUUUUUAAGGAGGAUGGCUUUGUGUCCACCAUGUAGUGUAAAAUAAAAUCACGUCACACAA